AUUUCAUAAAAUCCUGGAUUUAUAUUGGUCAGUGAUAUAAGAACAAGCAAUUAAAGUAAUUGUGUGCUUUCGUAAUAUUACUAACCUGCAACUAAGCAAAUGUAACAGUCUGGUGAUUCAAUGAAUUGUAGCGCUUACUCGGUGGGAACCUUUGUUACAGGGAGAUGGGGUCUGGUAGGAAGAUGUUGGAGAGCGGGAUUCUGGGAAGAGCUGAGUUCGUUGUACCGGAUGUGUGAUUUUCAAUAAAGUGUGUUCAUUUAGAAGUAAUACACAGUCUACCGAGCAGAACCCCAUUUGAUACUGCGACAGUUUAAAGAUGGAAUCAGUCCCGAUUAAAGAGGAGCUCCCUAAACUUGAACUGGUCCCCAUUAGACUGGAGUUCUCUGGACUGUCUUCCCUCCCCAUUAAACAGAAGCUCUGUGAGAUGCCAUCUGACAGCAUCAAGUCGGAGGUGUCUGGGAUUAAAGCUGAGUGCAAUGAAUUGGAGAUCUCCCAGACAGAAGAACCCCUUCCUGUGAAUGAAGAGGUGCUGGAAAUGUUACCAAGCAGAACCACGUUUGAUGCCUUGGACAAUGUGAAGAUGGAAUCUGUCCCGAUUAAAGAGGAGCUCCCUAAACUUGAACUGGUCCCCAUUAGACUGGAGUUCACUGGACUGGCUUCCCUCCCCAUUAAACAAGAGCUCUGUGAGACGCCCUGUGACAGCAUCAAGCCAGUGGUGUCUGGAAUUAAAGCUGAGCGCAACGAACUGGAGAUCUCCCAGACAGAAGAACCAGUUCCUAUGAAAGAAGAGGUGCUGGAAAUGGUGCGUAUUAAACUGGAGCCCCUGAAAGAGGAGGUACUCUUGAAACCAGGGAAGGAAGAAUCCGAAGACUUGAAAGCAGCCCCCACUGAGCUGGGUCCGGUACACCUGCGGGAGUGUAGCGUGGUGCUGGAGAGAAUCUAUGUGAGAAAGCAAGGCUCUGGAGAGGAAGGCUCUCCCAACAGCACGCAAGGAGGUGGACAGGACGACGAGAGCUCACAUUCAGAGUGCAGUCCAGCAGGUUCCAGUCCAGCAGUUAAAGCAAGGACCCAGUUAAGGAAUUUAAAAAUACUGAGGGGAGAGAAAUUAAAAAAAUACCAGAGGAGAGAAACCGUAUCACUGCUCUGACUGUGGAAAGAGUUUCAGGCACUCAGGAGACCUUGUGAUACACUAGCGAAUUCACACAGGAGAGAAACCCUAUCGCUGCUCUGACUGUGGAAAGAGGUUCAAGUCAUCAGGACACCGUACAACACACCAGCGAAUUCACACAGGAGAGAAACCGCAUUGCUGCUCUGACUGUGGAAAGAGUUUCAGGAACUCAGGAGACCUUUCAAAACACCAACGAAUUCACACAGGAGAGAAACCUUAUCGCUGUUCUCACUGUGGGAAGCGUUUCAGUCGGUCUGGAAAUUUUGAAUUGCAUAAGCAAACUCACAAAGGAGAGAAACCAUAUCACUGUUCUGACUGUGGGAAGAGUUUCAGUCGGUCAGAACACAGUGUGGAGUAGUGGUUAGGGCACUGGACUCUUGACCGGAGGGUUGUGGGUUCAAUCCCCAGUGGAGGACACUGCUGUUGUACCCUUGAGCAAGGUACUUUACCUAGAUUGCUCCAGUAAAAACCCAACUGUAUAAAUGGGCAAUUGUAUGUAAAAUAAUGUGCUAACUGUAUAAUGUGAAAUAAUGUAUAAUGUGAUACCUUGUAACAAUUGUAAGUCGCCCUGGAUAAGGGCGUCUGCUAAGAAAUGAAUAAUAAUAAUAAUAAUAAUAACACCUA
Acipenser ruthenus (sterlet) is the source of this 1792-nucleotide messenger RNA. RefSeq lists its product as uncharacterized. The transcript has 4 exons. The record is from RefSeq and is a predicted model, not a curated record. The coding region runs from base 317 to 1147 and encodes 276 amino acids. Lineage: Eukaryota; Metazoa; Chordata; Actinopteri; Acipenseriformes; Acipenseridae.